AUGAUGAUUUGGAGGAAUUCCUUAAAGCUGUCAUUACGGCCAAUGAUCGUGGCAUAUCACCGCUACGCAAUGCCACUAAUGAAAUGAAUUGGAGUUUUGGCCAAGCCUUAUUUUUCUCCAGUACUGUUAUAACAACAAUUGGUUAUGGUCACGUAACACCCCUCAGUCAAACGGGUAAAAUAUUUUGCAUGAUUUAUGCGGCAAUUGGUAUACCGUUGACACUGGUCCUGCUGAGUGCCAUGGUUGAGAAAUUGUUAAUACCGGCUAAUUGGCUAUUGGGCAAAUUAAAUUCGAGAUUAGGUCAUUUGUAUCAACCGUUUAAUAUUCGUGUUAUGCACUUGACCAUUGUGGUGAUAAUCGUUCUAAUUGUAUUCUUUGCCAUACCAACUGCUGUUUUCAGUUAUUUGGAACCAACAUGGGGUAUACUGGAUGCCUUCUAUUAUUGUUUCAUCUCGUUAACGACAAUUGGCUUGGGUGAUUAUAUACCCGGUGAUGGUGUUUCCAUUGAUAAUCGUUCGUUAUAUAAAAUGUUAAUUACCGCCUAUUUAGUAUUGGGUCUCAUUGCUAUGAUGCUGGUCUUGACCAUAUUUUAUGAUAUUCCACAGUUGAAUUUGGGUCAACUCUUUACCGAAAGUACACUGGGCGAAACCGAAAAGUUACGAUUAGCAGGAAAUAACACAACAUGCUAUUCUGGACCGUCUGGCCUAUAUAUGCCGCAGCGUAACGAAGAUACAAGACGUGCCGUUGUACGUAUUCGCCCACAUGGUGGUGAUGAUUCACCCAGUCCCGAUGAGGUACCAUCUUCGUCAUCACAGAGCAGAGAUUUACGUAUGCCAUAAGUAAG
This is a messenger RNA of Musca vetustissima, 844 nucleotides long. RefSeq names its product potassium channel subfamily K member 1-like. The annotation marks the transcript as partial. The transcript has 4 exons. Gene Ontology annotation, cellular component: membrane. Gene Ontology annotation, biological process: potassium ion transmembrane transport; stabilization of membrane potential. The record is from RefSeq and is a predicted model, not a curated record. NCBI's taxonomy places the organism in Eukaryota, Metazoa, Arthropoda, Insecta, Diptera, Muscidae. Gene Ontology annotation, molecular function: potassium ion leak channel activity.